CGUUCCGCGGCAGACGUCUGCUCGAGAAAUCCGACGGCUACCGCAAGAAUCACCCGACGCACUGCACGAGGGGCGGCAUCAGUACCUCGGAGAAGCACCCGCUACCAGCCGACCUGACGCUGUUCCUGGUUCUCCCCGACAAACCCUUCGGAGACCAGAGCCGAGCACCGGGCCGCCAAGAUGGAGCAACAACGCUCGAUGAUGAUGUCGCGCGCGAUGUCGCAGCGCUCCGUCGUCAUCCGGCCGGCGACCCAGGAGACUGGCGGAAUGAUGCAGUACCUGCUGACUAUCGUCUUCCUCAUCUGCGCCUUCUGGGUCGUCAUCGGCGCCCUCUACUUCAUCUACGGCAAGCGGGGAGCAGGGAAAACGACCCCUGACGACGAAGGUGGUGUCGCCGUCCCAGCCUGUAAGCAUGCGUACAAAAGCAGAUGUACGGGCUGCAGUAGUCCAGUGGCUAGCGUUGCGCUGUUCCACUCGAGGUCGCGCGUAGGAUCCCGGCCGCGGCGGCCACGUCCCGAUGGGUGCGCAAUGCAAGGAACGCUUGUGCGAUUCGAUUUAGGUGCGUUUCCAUAGCUACGGCGGGAUCAACAUUAAUCUGGAGUCCUCCAUUAGGGCAUGCGUUGUGAUUGGAUUGUGGUUUUUGGCACAUAGAACCUCAGAAUAGGCUUUUUUUUUUUUUUACAAAGCAGAUGUUCCUGCUUCCGGAUGCCAAGUCGCGACUUGGCAGCCUUAAUCAAGUAUUGUAGUAUUUACCAUGUUUGCUUAUUUUUAUUUUUAUUUUAUUUAUUCAAUACUGCCAGCCGCCAUUUGGUAGCCAACGCAGGAGUGUUACAGUCCCUUUGGUGGGUAUCAAGAUGCAGCGAAGCAAGCAUGAUAGCAAACACAAAUACAGUAAUUUAUUGUUUCUGCUACAGUGUUUGCAUCUUACUCGUUUUCUAAAUUUAUUUUUCUUUCAUAAAUAACGUAUUUUUAUUUUGUUUACUGUUUUAUUUACUGAGUACUUGUUAGUUAUUCUUUUUGUUCUUCCGUUCAUUAACUGUUGUUGACGUUUACUUCAUCUUUCACCUUUAUGCGGUGCAGCGUGCAAGGCCUUUUCCUGGGCUAACACCUCUAGCUCUCACUAAACUUUCGAACAUUAAGCUUUUCUCAUUAAAGUUACUUGAUGUGUCGAAGUGGUUACUCGGUCUGCAUAUUUGUUUGUGGCGAUCGCUAUCCGUGUACUUCUGAUGCUUUCGGAUGACAUCGAGUCUAAUCCCGGUCCCAUGACGAAGGCUGAAGCUGAGUCAUUUGCCGUUGCCUUAGAAAGAUUGCAGAAAUUAGAUGGAGCGUAUGCAUCCGUGCUCGAAGCAACCCUAAAGCUGGAAGAACUCCGAGAUACUUUCUUAGGAGGGCUGAACUGUUUCAAACAGAGGGAGGCUGCAGCUGAGAAAGCAAUUAAACACUUAACUGAAAGAGUGGCCGCAGUGGAGAGGCGCAAGACUGAGGAGGCCGAAGGUAAAACUGCGAAAGAACAGGAGGCGGUUUCACCGAGUGAGGUAAACCGUUUGCAUGAAAGCGU
Messenger RNA from Dermacentor andersoni, 1558 nucleotides. The record is from RefSeq and is a predicted model, not a curated record. NCBI's taxonomy places the organism in Eukaryota, Metazoa, Arthropoda, Arachnida, Ixodida, Ixodidae.